AUGCUGUCCGCCACUCCUCGGCACGGGAAGGUGUCCCGGGAAAACUGCGGGCCGAGAAAUUCCCGCCCCUUUUUUUCGUCGGCGGCGCCCCUGCUGGGCGCGCCGGCGCGGGGCGAGGAGAAGCGAAGGGAGGAGAGCAGGGAACAGAAGAGGGCGAAGAAGCGGCACUGGGAGUUCACCAUCCCCGCGGAGGCGCAGCUGAACAUGGACACGGAGUCGAGCAACGUUGCGUUGGCAGUGCGUACGGCUGCGGAUGGAGACUCGGGAAGUUCGAGUGGCGAGGAUUUGAUGCUCCCCGGGCCACCGCAGCCCCAAGGCGCAAUGUCCAGCACCGCCAAUGCAGCAGACAAGCCGGACAUGGGAAAACCCAAUGCAGAAGGCAAUGCUCAGCGCCCAAAUUCCCGACGGGCGCGCCCCAGAAGAGCGAGUCGCGCAUCUGCAGGCCCGAAAAUGCGGCACGCUCCCGGGCAGCUGCCCCAGAAGUUCGAUUUCAGGACCGAGGAUUCGCCAGUCCCGAAGGCAGGACGCGGCAAGCAAUCCCGGGAUUGCAGCUCCGCCACGAAAUGCGGAAUUUUCCAUGCCAUUUGGAGCUUGUUUGCGUCGAUUUUCAGAUUCCUUUUUUGGUGCGGGUCGAGGCAGCGAGGGUCGGAUGCUAAAGAGGCGAAUGCGAGAGGGCGGGCCGGUGGGUUGCAGGCCUUCCUAUUUGAUUCAGCGGACGUCGCGGCCGCGGCGUUUGCGCCCGUGCCGACGCGACUGUUCACAGGAGACACGCAGCGGCCACAGCACAGCGUGCUGGAAUUGGAAAACAACCAGGGGCGCAUGGUGUCGUCCAGGACCAUCGAGAUCCUGGCGCCCAACCUCCCCAGGGUGUUCGUCGAUGGGCCCUACGGGGCGCCGGCGCAGGCGUACAUAGGCUACAGCGUGGUCAUGCUCGUGGGCGCCGGCAUAGGGGUGACGCCUUUCAUUUCCAUUCUGAGAGAUUUGCUGCACAGGCUGGCCAAGCAGUGCCCUCACUGCAGAGCGGUAUCUGACGUGCCCGGCAUGAAGAUCGAACGCGCGUACUUCCAUUGGUUGAUACCGUAUCAAAGCGAAGCUUCAUCUUUCGAGCCGUUCCUGGAAGAGCUUGCCGAAGAGGAUCCCCGGUGCAUCCUAGACCUGAACAUUCACAUAACGAGGGACAAGCCCCCGGUGAGGAAGUUUGUCGCCUUUGAAGCGCAGCUCAUUCGGCGUUCACCUUCGUGCUGUUUUUCAUCAGCUGGCAUGGAAGACGAGCACUGUACUAUGAUCCAUCUCCGUGUUGAACCAAGGAGUCCCCUGCUGCGACAUGCAAGACGAAUGAUCGUUUGUGCAUCAAAAGUUCACAUGCCGUUUUGA
Molecule: messenger RNA, 1374 nt
Organism: Ostreobium quekettii
Lineage: Eukaryota; Viridiplantae; Chlorophyta; Ulvophyceae; Bryopsidales; Ostreobiaceae
Source: the annotation of a GenBank genome assembly